Molecule: messenger RNA, 1359 nt
Organism: Punica granatum (pomegranate)
Lineage: Eukaryota; Viridiplantae; Streptophyta; Magnoliopsida; Myrtales; Lythraceae
Source: RefSeq, a predicted model, not a curated record
UCUUAUAGUGUGAGAAGAAAGAUGUUUAGACAUCAAGCAAGCUCAACCUUUUCUUAUAGUGUCUGUCCCCACCAUCCUUUCCCGAAAAAGUUUCUGCUUUUGUGCUCUUCCUCCUCUGCAUCUUCUUCUUCUUCUUCUGCCCACCAGAAAAAAGGUCUGGUCUUUGAUCUUUGUUUGUUCCAUUCCAUCUCUCUCUCUCUCUCUCUCUCUCUCUCUCUCUCUCUCUGUUCUGAUCAGAAGGGACCAAAAGGGAAGGAAAGAGAGAAAGGAGCAGAUGUGGCAGAGGAUCAACAGGCCAUGUAAGUCCUCUUCUUUCAAGGAAUCCACCAAAGCCCUUGAAGCCGACAUUCACCAUGCCAACUCCCUGGCAUCGGCUCUGCCGAGGGAAUACUGCGGGGAGUACGUCCAGAUGAAGCUGUCUUACAGCCCUUUGGCGCCGCUCUUCCUGUUCUUGAUUGAAUGGAUGGACUAUAGAUGCACCGACUCGGUGCCGAAUUAUUUAGGCCUACUUUACAUCCUCGUAAACAAGGUGUAUGUUGACGGCGUGCCGACAAUGUCCUCGAGGGAGAGAAAAGCCUCUCUUCGUGAAUUCUACGCGGUUAUAUACCCUUCGCUGAGACUACUUGAAGGCCAGUUCAAUGAAAUCAAGGAAAACAGAGCAGGGACAGAAAUCGAAUGCCCGGGAAUAGAACCCGAGAGAGACGAGGAGUGCGGUAUAUGCAUGGAAAGCAACGGGAAGAUGGUGCUCCCGAGCUGCGGGCACUCCAUGUGCAUCAACUGCUUCCACGAUUGGAAUGUUCGGUCUCAGUCCUGUCCAUAUUGCCGAGGCAGCCUGAAGAGGGUCAGCUCGAUGGACCUGUGGGUCCUGACAGGCAGCAGCGAUGUGGUGGACCCGGUCACCGUUGCAUUUGAUAGCCUGAGAAGGUUCUACCUUUAUGUCGAGAGCCUGCCCACCUUAACGCAUGACACGCCUGUCCUUCUAUUGGACUACAUGAUCUGAGACGGAUAUAAAGUACCGAUUUCAUUCGCACGUUGUACAUAGACGACUCCUCUGCUCUAAUGAGAAUUUAGUUCGGGUAAAGAGUUCACACAAUCUGAAGUACCGAAAGGACCAGGAGAAGGCUCCACAUUCGACUCGGUCUUUUUAAACCUGAGUGCUGGAAUGGAGACACCUUCUUCAGCUUCCCGCUGAUUGCAAAUGUUGUAUCUAAAGUCGAAUCAUAUAUGUAUUCUUCGGCUACAUACUGAAGGUGUUGAGCAUCCGAGUUAUUGAUUAGCUCGACUUGCAUUGUAAAUAUUUAUCUAUGAUCCGUUUCAAACUAUAUAUAAUGACAAUGUAUACCGUCAUUUCAUAUGAUA